Messenger RNA from Plenodomus lingam JN3, 1026 nucleotides. The record is from RefSeq and is a predicted model, not a curated record. Lineage: Eukaryota; Fungi; Ascomycota; Dothideomycetes; Pleosporales; Leptosphaeriaceae.
AUGCAUGCUGGGUUAAGUUGCGUCAUAGCAGCCGGUAAGAUAUACAAGAAGGAUCACCGGGUCUGUGGCCCAAACACUAUCCUUCUCGCAUGUCGCCAACUGCAUUCCAAGACAUCUACCCUUCUGUACUCGAUCCCUACCUUCGAAAUCGUUGGAGGGAUCCACGUCAACCCCGACACUGGUACACUGCAGCAUGAGCAAGGCUGCAAGAAUAUCAAAGCGCUCGCGUUCCCCACGUGGACAGUGAACGUGCUGAUAGUAAGACCGGCUGGAUUGGGGUUGCAGAUUACGGAUAUCUUCCUAGCACUGGAAAAAGUGCAUCUGCACUACGUUUUGGAGGUGGUAGAGCAGCAAGGAUUCGAGGACGAGCUGUGUGUGGCUUUGGGAUUUGAGAGGAGAAAGCUUGAUGUGACUACACAGCAGCAACGGUGCGCAGUUGAAUAUGGAGAUGUCAUUAGUGAUUACUCAUUAGUCGGUGCCCAGUUGCCAUGGACAAGAUCUUGGGACACAAACACACCCCACGAAUUCCAGGGAAAACAGCUACAAGGAACGAAUCCUCCCAAGCGCCAGCAAAGGAUUCAACAAAGAACGAGAAGAAAAAUGGAUAUCCGAGUCCUACGGCCAAGCGAUAUACCGCAUGUGCAGCUUGCGAAUAUUACCAAUCUGCCCGAGAAUUACUUUUGCAAGUAUUAUUUGUAUCAUGCGAUGAGUUGGCCGCAGUUGAGCUAUGUGGCUGUUGAUGUGAAUAUCCCGCCCCCCCAAAACCCCCUACGACCCCCCCAAAAUCGUCGGCUACGUGCUCGCCAAAAUGGAAGAAGAACCCACCGACGGCAUCCCCCACGGCCACAUCACCUCCCUCUCCGUCAUGCGCACCCACCGCCGCCUCGGGCUUGCCGAAAAACUGAUGCGCCAAUCCCAGCGCGCCAUGGCCGAGACCUUUGCAGCCCACUAUGUAUCCCUGCACGUCCGGGUUUCCAAUACAGCGGCCCUGCGGCUGUAUCGCGAUACCCUGGGGUUUGGGAUUGA